GGAGUGUUCUUUGACUGAACUGUUGGGCACAUCAUGUCUGAAGAGAUGCACAGAAUGGCAAUAGAAUGCACUGAUUGUCACAAUUGAGACAACAUUUGCCUCUUAUUUAAGACAAUGAGUCGCUUUCAGGCAUUCAAUAAAGCUUUCGAUAGCUUUGAGAUGAGAGACAAAUAUAAGUCAAUGGAGAGAUCCAGUCAUUCCUUAUCGUUUCACGACAGGGAAGACAUCAGACGUCGUCUGGCAUUAGAUUCCGACAGCGAAGACAUGCCUGGCGUCAGGUCUGCGAGGAAAUCAAGUUUAAUGAAUCGUCUUCAGAGCGGACAGAGUUUGCAGAUUUGUUUCAUGAAUGAGACCACAAAUGACUCCAUUCCUCAAGAAAACCAGAAUCAAAGCAAAGACGAGAUUCUUGUGGAUAACAAUUCCAAAGACACUCCACUUUUAGACAAUUCUUAUAUUAUGACAACCGAUACAAACCCUCCAAAGACUAGUCCUAACAAUAAUAGCUCUUUGAAUAUCAGCGACUCAUUGAAUGCAAUCAAUAUCUCAAAACCCAAUAUCAAUCGACCCAAUCAUUUAUUCACUCGAUUAGGCUCCGGGUCUCUCGACCUCGAGACCUAUAAUUUAUUCUCUGUUAUUGAAAAGCCAUCCAAAAAAGAAUUGUUUAAUGACUAUCACUCUAAACUUCACACAGAAGCCAGACUUGCAUUGGCACAGCUGCAGAUUAUUGUUAACGAUAUGUUUACACAAAUUGAAAGUCUGAACACAGAAUUAAUGCAAAUACUAGUCCGAAGGGAUGAGCUGUAUAUGGAACAGGACUCAGUACUCGUCGAUAUUGAAGAUCUCACUAUGUUUUCCAAGCAAUAACAAUUAUUACACCAAUCGUUAAUUGUUUGUUCAUAAUAGUUAAUUUGUUAUUGUUGCUAAUAAUCAUCA
Messenger RNA from Oppiella nova, 933 nucleotides. The record is from the annotation of a GenBank genome assembly. NCBI's taxonomy places the organism in Eukaryota, Metazoa, Arthropoda, Arachnida, Sarcoptiformes, Oppiidae.